UCUGAAAUUCUCUUCUGAGUCUACUACUACAAACUCCUUCAGCAUUCAUUGUUUAAGCUACUGCAUCGCCUCCCCCUUCCCCCCUCCCUUGGCUUGAAGAAUGAACAAGUUUAAGAAGUCUCAAAUUCUUAUGCUAUCUCUCCUAGCUGCACUUCUCUUAAUUGCACCACUCUUAUCAUCGUCUUUAAGGCCUACUUACCUUUACUUUGUCCUCAAUUUCCUCAUCAUAUCACUUGGAGUAGAAGCUGGCCUUCUCUCAUUCUUCUCCGGGCCGUUAGAAGACAACAGGAAAGCUUUUAAACCCAUUGCAACCAAAGAAUCCUCCACUCUUGAGCCUGAUGACAAGAAACAGGUUGCUAGUUUGGAAUGCAGUGACAAGAAAGAUAAGGUGGUAGAGAAAUCAGCAUCUGAGAAGAUUCCUGUUGCUGUCAAAGUAGAGAAAGUGAAAAAGUGCCCCUCCAUGCCAAGCCUUUUCUUCAUAGGAGGCGGAGAGGCUGACGCAGAAGAUGUUGCUGUGGAGUAUGAGGAGGAGGAGGAAGAUAAGCAUGGGGGGCAGGAGUUGUUUGCCAAAGCUGAGACUUUCAUCGGCAACUUCUACAAGCAGUUGAAGAUGCAGAGGGAAGAGUCUUGGACGAGAAUUCAUGGAUUCUAUCAGAAAGCCUUUUAAGAAUAUAACUAAGUUGCUCUUUCCUUUGGUAUAUGUUGGGGUCAUGGUGUUAAAAUCAGUUUAGGAUCAUUGGCGUGCGAAGCUAUGCAUUAUUAUUCCAUUGGUGCUUGUUCCUUUUGUUGAGUCUAAAAAGGAUUUUAAGUAGCAAGUAAUAUUUGUCCCUGUUCCCCUUAGUCUAAUCAGAUACUUCAGACAAUAUUUUAACUGAAGUUGUCAUGAAACAAGAAACAAGCAGACAUCUG
Messenger RNA from Rubroshorea leprosula, 909 nucleotides. The record is from the annotation of a GenBank genome assembly. NCBI's taxonomy places the organism in Eukaryota, Viridiplantae, Streptophyta, Magnoliopsida, Malvales, Dipterocarpaceae.